AUGCGCGGCUUCACCAAGGCGGCAGCUUUGCUGUCAUCGACUUGGGCUUCGGCUUUAGUCAUACCUGAAUCGGGUUCCCUGAGCACUCCGUCAUCAGAUGCCGUGAUCCAAUAUCAUCCUUAUGAAGCUCUACUAGAGUUCGGUGCCAGAACUGGCGAACCAAUUGAUCCAAUCGUCACAUUCCAGGUCCAGGGUACGGAAAAGGCAUGUGGAGAGAGCAAUGUCAAGCUUAAUGGUCAAGAGCUGGAGACCAAGUGGGAAGGGACGACUGCCGAAGGUCACGAUUACCUCGACAUCUACGGUGGAAGCGAAGCAAAAUGGCACAUUAGCUGCCUUUACGACGCUGUGCCAACCGAUGGAAGCAAUUCCGUCGGAGAAGAUGUCGUCCAUGUCCUCAGUAUCCAUUUCGUCAACCCAGCCCGUCGUGGAUUUACGGUCUCGUACAAACAGAUUGGCCAUCCGGCAAUCCUGCGCUUCUUUCCGAGAUACCAACCAGCUAAUUUCGCUCUUGAUCCUGUGCUCGCCAACCAAUGGCGGAGGCCGUCCGUAGAUUUCGAUCCGGAUAUUAUGGCAAAUGCAGUAAAGAAUGAUUCAGUCUUGUAUGACAUUUUGAGUCAAGGCCAAAAGAGCCUCGGGGCUGAACUGACUGCCAUCAAAAGUUCCUUGAAAAAGGGCAUGAAGAAGGUAGCUGGUAUCUGGUGUCACAAGAGCAAGGGAAAGCCUAGCGAAGUGAAGGCCGUCUCGGUAGAACAUUCUAAGAUUUCCACUGACCGACUACUGGAGCCACCUCCCGUAUCCUACGAGGAAUCAGUUUCCACAACUGAGGCUUCCGGUUCAACGAGCACCACACCUAAUCUGUCCGCAGCGGAAACGCGAUCUUUAAUAUCGACGGAAGCUCUGCAGACAUCGACAAGCCCCAUAACAACAACUCUUCCCUCUCAACCCAAUAUUAAUACCCACCUCCUUAAGUCAUUUGGCUUGGGACUCAUAGUCCUGUCGUGUCUUGCAUGGCUCCUCCUACGUUGUCGAGACCCUCGUCGCCGUGUUGACUGUGCCGCUCGCAGGGAGGAACGCAGAACCAAGCGAAUGUAUCGUAGGGCUGCGCAGAAGCAAGCAUUCGAGAACUGGCUUCGGAGCAUUCAUCUUAAGUUCAAAGCUCUCCGUUUUAGGUACGGCUUCGCGCCUCAGGCAGCAAUUAGCUGGGAUGAGAAACGGACACGUGUGAUCGCACAAGAGGCCGUUCUGGAAGAUGCUAUGGCCGACGACAUUAGGGCACUCAGAAACGCCCACCGAGUCGUGAGCAGCAUUACGGCUGCCGAAGAAGGGAGGCAUGACUUCGUGUACGAGGCCGAAGGCUCCGAACGGCGGAGGAGCGUCUCCACUCUCCCGGGGUACGAGAGUGAGGGUAGCCUACCACCCUCGUAUGACGACGCGGGGGAUAGCUUCGAGAGAAGCGCUGUGGUCAACGGGUUUCAAUCUAUUCCGGUCGACACCGAGUUCACUUCUAACAGCAGUGUCAUCUCGACCAGUCCACGAAUCAGCCGAGACGGCACAAACAGCGAAUUUGACGAGAAAUUUGAGCAGAUAACAUUGGAAGCAAGCGGCCCGGCUGGUUCGGGUUUCUGA
This is a messenger RNA of Letharia columbiana, 1626 nucleotides long. RefSeq lists its product as uncharacterized. The coding region runs from base 1 to 1626 and encodes 541 amino acids. Lineage: Eukaryota; Fungi; Ascomycota; Lecanoromycetes; Lecanorales; Parmeliaceae. The record is from RefSeq and is a predicted model, not a curated record. The transcript has 3 exons.